Vitrella brassicaformis is the source of this 1406-nucleotide messenger RNA. NCBI's taxonomy places the organism in Eukaryota, Vitrellaceae. The record is from the annotation of a GenBank genome assembly.
GUAGUGUGCCGAGCUGAGGUGAGGGAAGAGAAGCCUGCAGGCCAAGCAAAGCAUGAGCAGAGCGCGUGAUCUGAUCCAUGGCAUGUUUGUCUGUGGCUUUGUCGUGCGAAUCUCUGCAGACGAUGGCAGCGAUACGGGCGCAGCUGCUGCCGCAGGUUCAAGCCUAUCGGAUGAAGCAGGCUCAGGUAGCCAGCUGAUCAACAAACAUACCAACUCGUCCAUUUCAUGCAGUGCAUCCAAAGCUCAUCGGCUGCUUGCUUGUGUGUGUGUGGUGUGCAGGUCAACAGCUGCAUCGACCAACUCCUGCAGAUGGACAACGCUGCUUCGAUGGCACCACUGGUGCGGCAGGCUGCCAAACACACCACACACCACAAGGCCCUCUGUGUGUCUGUGGAGUCUCCUUUGCUUGGCGUUGCUCUCUCUCGUCGUGUUGAGUCAUUCGUCAGAUGGUGGCCAAGGUGAGUCGUCAAUUUGCUGCUGUGUCCGACCUGCUGACCGAGUUGGCAGAGACCAUCAACUCGACCAUCGCACUCACAAGGCAUCGCCGCACACAGGUCAGAGAGUGGGGGAGCGACCACAGGCAGGCACAAACACAAGACCCACACUGAUGUGUUGUGCACCUCCUUUGUGCUGUGUGUGUGUAUGUCCUUCUGUCUGUGUGUCAUCAGGCGCGACGGCUGCACCUGACUGACAUCCCCGCCAACCCCAUGAGCAUCAUCCUGGCACUGUCUGACCUCACCGCCAUCGCCCACCUCAAGUCGACAGCCCGGCCCAUCAGAAAUGCCCUCCGGCCGAUCGUCCGCCGCCUUCGGCUGCCGAAGGCCAUCGAGCGGGCGGGGGUUAGUGGUGUGGUGGAGUUCGACGAUCAGCUGAGCCACGGCGAUGUGAUGAAGGCCAUGUGGGUGGUGGAGGAGGGGGGCGAGGGCGGUUGGGUGGAGGUGGCCGACACACUCAGAGUCGCCAAGCAUUGCGGCAAUUGCCAGCUGCCGGUCACUGUGGGUGCUGGAGACCUGCAGACACACGCCACCAAGGCGGUAAGCACGACACAUAGAAGAGGCAAUGGGCGAGCUGCUGGAUGUUUGUGUGUUGGGUGCAGGAUUUCUUGGUGCUGCCCCGUUUCUGUGCGCAGUGGAUGCUGGUCGGCCGCCGUGUCGUCAUCCGCCGCCCCACCGGCCAGCAAGACGGCACACUCGAGCUGUUCCGCCACAACAACAACGAGACUCGCGCCAUCCGCAACGAGCCCAACUUCGCCAUCGCCAUCAACCCGCUCCUCCCCCUCCCUGGCCGCCCCAUCCAUCCCUUCUCACAGCACCCCUUCACCCACCACGCCAAGCCGCACGACCCGCCAGUCCGCAGCCGCAUCCGGUGGCAGCAGGGGGGUGGGCUGGGUGCCGGUUAGUGUCAAC